CAAUCACAGGUGCAACGCAGCAGUUUGAAUGCUUCACGAAUCAUGGAGCCAAGUGGCACGUUAGUGCUCGUCGCGAUCGUCCUGAUAAUGCUAUUUGCCUUGUUUCGGAAGGACUCCUCUCGCUAUGGCAAGAUGCCUCCCGGCCCGACACCGCUACCUUUGAUAGGUAACCUGCUGAAAAUGAACGGUAAAACGCCACACGAGAGCUUCGUCAAGAUGAGUGAAACCUACGGACCGGUAAUGACGGUGAUGUUCGGGCCGCAGCCUGUCGUGGUUCUGGUAGGGCACGAGGUGGUCCAUGAGGCGCUGGUACAGCAAGGGGAUGCGUUCUCAGGACGAGCCGCCACACCGCUCUUCAUGAAAAUCACCGACAGCUCGGGACUUGCAAUGACUAAUGAAGAAUGCUGGAAGGAGCUCCGGCGGUUUUCAAUGACAACACUAAGGAAUUUUGGGGUUGGAAAACGGAGUAUUGAGGAAUGCAUCCAAGAGGAAGCUGAAAGCCUUGUGAAAGAGUUUCAAAAGUGUGAAGGUUCUCCUUGUGAUCCCAUGUACUUUCUGAGCACUGCUGUGUGUAAUGUCAUCUGUUCAGUUGUAUGCGGAAAGCGUUUUGAAUACCAGGAUCAAAAUUUUAUAGGAUUGGUGUCUGAUAUUAAUGCCAUACUUUAUCAUAUGAGCACUCCUUUAGCACAGUUGUACAAUGUCUUUCCGAAUAUACUAAGAUUCCUGCCUGGACCUCAACACAUUGUUCUUCAGAAGAUAGAAGACUACAAAAAAAAGAUAGCUGCAAUAAUUGAGAAUCACAUGGAGACGGUGACUGCUGGCAGCCCCCGGGAUUUUAUUGAUAGCUACAUCUUGAAAAUGAAGGAGGAUGAUAAUAAUCCAGAUGCACAUUUAAACUGCAAGAACCUGCAUGGAACAGUUUCGAAUCUCCUUAUGGGUGGAACAGAGACGACAAGCACCACACUGCGCUAUGGACUUCUAAUUCUCAUCAAGUACCCCCACAUCCAGGUGAAGAUCCAGCACGAGAUUGACACAGUGAUUGGAAGGGAGCGGUGUCCUGCCUAUGAAGACCGCAAGAAUAUGCCCUAUACAGAUGCUGUGGUACACGAAAUCCAGAGGUUCAUUGAUCUCAUGCCAACAAGUUUACUGCACUCCACCACCAAGGACACAAUCUUUCGAGGUUACACCAUACCUUUGGGUACAACAGUAAUUCCUUUGCUUCACUCUUGCCUAUAUGACAAGAAGUACUGGGAGACUCCCCGCUCCUUCAAUCCAAAUCACUUCCUGGAUGAAAAUGGCUGCUUCAAAACGAAUCCGGCUUUUGUAGCAUUUUCUACAGGAAAGAGAGUGUGCAUAGGAGAGGGCCUGGCCCGCAUGAGCCUGUUCCUGUUUUUCUCAAUUCUCCUACAGAAUUUGUCUUUCUGCUCCACUGGAAACCCUGAAGAAAUUAAUCUUGCUUCAGAUGAAAGUUGCUUUGUUAAAGUCCCGCAACCCUACAAGCUCCUAGUUUGUCCUCGGUAGCUAACAAAGAAUAUAUGAACAGACUAUAUUUUGAGGGCAUAAU
This is a messenger RNA of Polypterus senegalus (gray bichir), 1564 nucleotides long. RefSeq names its product cytochrome P450 2C20-like. Gene Ontology annotation, cellular component: intracellular membrane-bounded organelle; cytoplasm. Gene Ontology annotation, biological process: xenobiotic metabolic process. The coding region runs from base 43 to 1521 and encodes 492 amino acids. Gene Ontology annotation, molecular function: heme binding; oxidoreductase activity, acting on paired donors, with incorporation or reduction of molecular oxygen, reduced flavin or flavoprotein as one donor, and incorporation of one atom of oxygen; iron ion binding. NCBI's taxonomy places the organism in Eukaryota, Metazoa, Chordata, Cladistia, Polypteriformes, Polypteridae. The transcript has 9 exons. The record is from RefSeq and is a predicted model, not a curated record.